Helianthus annuus (common sunflower) is the source of this 486-nucleotide messenger RNA. Its product is annotated as protein TIFY 10a-like. The transcript has a single exon. Lineage: Eukaryota; Viridiplantae; Streptophyta; Magnoliopsida; Asterales; Asteraceae. Bases 1 to 486 code for a protein of 161 amino acids. Gene Ontology annotation, cellular component: nucleus. The record is from RefSeq and is a predicted model, not a curated record. Gene Ontology annotation, biological process: regulation of jasmonic acid mediated signaling pathway; response to wounding; regulation of defense response.
AUGUCGGAGAAAACCGAAAAAUCUAUAAAUCAUCUUCCUCAAUACGUUACUGUAGAUUCGUUGCCAGACGAUUCGUCAAACAAAGCUGUUUCGGGUGAAGUGGUUGAACUGAAGGAAGCUAAGACGGCGCAAAUGACUAUUAUAUACAGAGGACAAGUAUUGGUGUUUGAUUCUAUAUCUGCUGAUAAAGCCAGAGAUAUGAUGUUAGCAGCUGCUGCUUCUUCUUCUUCUUUUGAUAAUCAGAUCCAGAAUCGGAUCCCAUUGGCCUCGACUUCAAAUUCUGCUUCUGAAGGUUUUGGACCGCGAUACCGGAUGCUUCCGGGACUACAAAUAAACGGAUCGGAUUUGCCGAUAGCGAGACGUUCGUCGCUUCACAAGUUCUUAUCGAAGAGGAGGGACAGAGCUAACGAACGAGCUCCUUAUCGGUUGCCGAAUCGGUUGAUGGCAGCUCCGUCUUCGAAUCAUAAGUUUGAUCUGAAUUUGUAG